UUUUUAAUAUCCAUUGUUCAACAUAACUCUCUCUCCCUCUCUCUCUCUCCUCUGAAUAAAGAAAGAAGCUUGUUGUCUGUAGCUGAAGUUCAAUGAUCGGAGAGCUUGGAAGAAGAGGUUACAGAUUUGUUAAUGGAAUCCUUGAACAUGUUAAACUGUCGCCGAACAUCGCCAAAACAGUGAAGGGAAAGCUGUGGUUGGGGACAAAACUUGUUCAGUUUGGAAGUGAGAAGAUUUUUCAUAAGAUGUUCAAUCUCAAACAAGGAGAUAAGUUGUUGAGUUCUGCACAUUGUUAUUUGUCAACCUCAGCAGGUCCCAUAGCAGGUCUCCUCUUUGUUUCCACCCAUGUAGUUGCUUUCUGCAGUGACAGACCAAUCAUAAUUUCUUCUCCACAAGGAGAAUUAGGCAGAUUGUUUUACAAAGUUAUGAUCCCAGUGAAGAAAGUGGGGAGAGUUAACCAAAGAAACAAUGUAAGCAAUCCAUCAAAGAAGUACAUUCAAGUGGUGACUGUUGAUGGUUUUGACUUCUGGUUUAUGGGUUUUUUGAAUUAUGAGAAAGCAUUUAAGUUUCUCCAAAAGGGGGUUUUUUCUGAGGAUUGAGAAGAUUUGGCCUGAAG
This is a messenger RNA of Benincasa hispida (wax gourd), 616 nucleotides long. Its product is annotated as GEM-like protein 4. Lineage: Eukaryota; Viridiplantae; Streptophyta; Magnoliopsida; Cucurbitales; Cucurbitaceae. The record is from RefSeq and is a predicted model, not a curated record.